CGCUCGUACCUCGCUACGCAAUAACUCUCUCUACGGCGAGACUCGCUACUCUUUAUAUCGAUUCGUUGAUGUCCCCCGUUCGCCCUCCCAUUCGGUCUCGAUUCGCAGUUCCCCACAUACCAUCGUCUCCCGUCCCGCACCGAUUCGAAACAUCGUCGCGUCGACGGCAAAAGGUCGCCAUUCUAUCGCAGGGUCAUAAACUUCCAUCGCCAAUUCUUGCGUAGGAAGGCGGGUUCGACACUAGCGAACCUAGUCGCCGUUAGUUCUGGCUGCAUCCUCCCCGAUCCGCCUUCUAAAACAACGUCCCCACGAUCUCUGCGACCGCAAUCUCGUCCACUGCCGCCUCCACCCCUAAAUCAUCGCUUCGCCAGCCCACCUCAACGACUUCGAUCUUACCUUUCGCACGACCUAGCCCUAUUGCACGACCACCAUAGCACGGCAACCGCGCGGCGGGAGGACCAUCACUCAUGGCCUUCGCUUCUCUUCCUUAUGAAUACAACGUUUGGACACAAGACCCUGAGAAUCCUCAUCACUCAUUCAGAUAUAUUCAAGAGUAUACACCACCUGGAGUGAUUAAGCGUGUCGGUGCGGGUAGUUCAAGUGUUGUAGGAUUACUUAAAGAUGGUACUGUCCUUAAGUAUCCUCUAGUAAAGGGCGAGGGUAUGGAGAAUCUUGCCGUCGAGAAGGCUAUCUAUGACGCUCUUGGCGAUCAUGAGAGGAUUGUCCGAUGUUUGGGCAUUACAGAAGAUGGGCUUAAACUGGAAUUCGCAAGCCAGGGAAGCGUUACUGAUCACCUGGGCAAAAAUCCUGCACCAUCCACGGCCUUUCGAUUGAGAUGGUGCCGGCAAGCUGCUGAAGCCGUCGCCUUCCUUCACACUAAGGGAGUCAUCCAUUGCGAUCUUCACACGAACAACCUUUUACUAGACGCCGAACUAAACGUCUUACUCUCAGAUUUCCAAGGCACGUUUAAAAAACUUGAUGGCUACGCCAUGGAAAGCGCUCGGUAUUUUCUCCCACGGGAAGCGACUAGUCCGCCAAAUGAAGUUUCGGACAUAUUCGCGCUCGGCACACUGAUGUAUACGAUAAUGUCCGGGAUCGAACCGUACCCUGAGCUGUCAGAUGCAGAUGUGGAGAAGCGCUACCAAAGGCUGGAAUUUCCUGAGACUAAUGAUAUUGUCUGUGGGAGGAUGAUUCUACGAUGCUGGAACAGGGAAUAUGCAAGGGCUGAGGAAGUGGUUCAUGACCUUGUAUAUUUGGAGCAGCAAGCAAUGGGGAACUGAUUUCCAAACUCUCCUUUGAUUUCGAAUACUCUAACUACCGUAGAAACCGUCCCAUUUCCCCUACUAGUUGGCUGCUCCGGCGCAACGAGAAAAAAAAGGGCUUUUAUGACCAAGACAAUCUGAAAUAUG
Trematosphaeria pertusa is the source of this 1409-nucleotide messenger RNA. RefSeq names its product kinase-like protein. The coding region runs from base 468 to 1280 and encodes 270 amino acids. Gene Ontology annotation, molecular function: non-membrane spanning protein tyrosine kinase activity; signaling receptor binding; ATP binding. The record is from RefSeq and is a predicted model, not a curated record. Gene Ontology annotation, biological process: cell surface receptor protein tyrosine kinase signaling pathway; cell differentiation; protein phosphorylation. Gene Ontology annotation, cellular component: extrinsic component of cytoplasmic side of plasma membrane. The transcript has a single exon. Lineage: Eukaryota; Fungi; Ascomycota; Dothideomycetes; Pleosporales; Trematosphaeriaceae.